Zingiber officinale is the source of this 1803-nucleotide messenger RNA. RefSeq lists its product as uncharacterized. Lineage: Eukaryota; Viridiplantae; Streptophyta; Magnoliopsida; Zingiberales; Zingiberaceae. The transcript is spliced from 3 exons. The record is from RefSeq and is a predicted model, not a curated record. The coding region runs from base 534 to 1685 and encodes 383 amino acids.
AAAAAAUCAUAGUUAUUACAAUAUGAGGACCGCCGUCAUUUUAUAUAGGGAUUAGUGAGAAGCACUUUUAAUUAAAAAAAAUAAUAAAAGAUGGAUGCAACAUUAAGAAUUUCAAUAACAAAAGCGUUUUUGAAUUUUGCCCAACUAUUAACGACAAUUUGACUGCUAAUUACUCUUCCGAGAAUGUUUUAACAGCUGAGGGAAAGGAAAGUCUAGAAUUAUUGUUAAAAUAAUGCUCUUUAUUGUUAGUAAUAAGUGGAGGAUUUAGAUGAUAAUUUAAUUCAAAGUAAUACAAUAAAUAUUGAUAAUAAAAGAAUUUUAAAAAUAUUUUUUAGAAAAUAAAUAAAUGUUAUCUCGAUUCAGUGGAGUAAAUAAACUCAAAGUGUUGGGGAGAAGCUCGGCCAUUAAUAAAUGCCGUCGAACAAGACGAAGCCCACCCAGCUUUCGCCCAUGGCGUGAAGCAAUCGAAUCGCCGACGAAGCUCCUCCUCCUCCUCCUCGUGCGGGCCCUCCUCCGCCCCCUCAAUUCGAUCGAUGACGACGCCGAUGGUGGCGCCGAAGCCGCUCAUGCUCAAGGAGUACCUGGAGCUCGACCACGACGACGACGACGGCCUCGUGCUCGGCGGCGGCGGCGUUGUCACCGUCCGUAGCCUCCUCGACGGCGAACUUCGCAAGAAGACGGCCGGGAGAAGUACCGCCGUCCAAGACGCGGCGACGGCCAACGGGAAUGCGCUCGGUAAAUUCUCUGCCGUCAUCGAGGCCGUCAAAAGGCGCUGCCUGCAGGCGGCGCGCUCGGAGCGCACCGCCUUCUCGGUGCUCUCCUGGAAGAGGAAGAAACAGAGGCCGGAGGCGGAGCAGAAAUCCGCCACAGUCGAAGACGCCACGUGGGCGAACCCCGUCCGGUGGCAGCCCCUCCGAUUCGUGUCGCCGGUCGACUCCUCCCCUGUCCUCGCCUACGACCCAGCCACCGCCUCCGGCGAAGCCAAGAAAGAAUACUCGUCAUCCCUCUCAUCGUCGUCGCAGCCAUCAGAAAACGAAGAAGAAGAAGCCACCAUCGCCAGCACCACCGCCACCCCCUCGCCGGCGACGGAAUUCGACGGAAAGGUUGGACCGGGUCCAGUUUUGAUAGUGAAGGAGGAUGAAGAGGAAGAGGAGUUCUAUAGAAGCCUCGACUCCAUUGAAAGGACGACGGAGCAAUUGCUCCACCGGAUCCGACGGUUCGAAAUGCUUGCGGAGCUGGACCACGCGGCGGAGUGCUGCUCCCGGUCGUCGGACGGAGAAUACGAGGAGGAGGAGGAGGAGGAGGAGGAGGAGCGGGCGUGGGAGCUGCUUGGCCGGCUGAAGGCCAACCCGCCGCCUCGCGGUGGGGAGAAGCUUCUGCUGGACUUCUUCAUCCAAGGCGGCAAAGCGGGCGGCGGCGGCGUCGUCAUCUCAUUGAGGCAGCGACCGCGGCAGGGUGCAACGACGACGACGGAGAUGCUCUGCUCCGACAGGCGGUGGAUCGACGGGCGGCUGCGCGGGGAGGCGGAGCAGCACAGCGGCCACGGGGAGGCAGCCACGCUGAGGGAGAUGGAGAAGGACGGACGCUGGAGAUGCUUCCACGAGGAGGAGGAGGAGCUGGGCCUGCAGGUCGGAGACGAGAUGCUUCAGUCGUUGGUGGAAGAACUAGUGAAAGAAUUAGCAUAACAAUUGCAAUAAAGACGAUGAUUAAGAAUUUCUUUUUGCUCUUUUCAUUCUUUGAUUCACAGAUGGGGAUUGUAUAGUCGAUUCUGCUGGUUCAUCAAUCAAGAACAAUUUCUGCUAA